This is a messenger RNA of Cervus elaphus (red deer), 4603 nucleotides long. It is a transcript of the gene MEAK7, whose product is annotated as MTOR associated protein, eak-7 homolog. Gene Ontology annotation, biological process: TOR signaling. The transcript is spliced from 8 exons. Bases 359 to 1732 code for a protein of 457 amino acids. The record is from RefSeq and is a predicted model, not a curated record. NCBI's taxonomy places the organism in Eukaryota, Metazoa, Chordata, Mammalia, Artiodactyla, Cervidae.
AAGGAGGGGUCUGUGUCCCUCAGGGCAGUAGUCAGUUCUCUGAAAGUCAGGAGUGCUGGGUAGUCUUGGAACCCGAGGCUGAGUAGCUGGUGAGGUGUGCAGAGGUGGACAGGAGGGCCCUCCGAGCCAGAUGGGGGGCCCAAGGGAACUGCUCACGGGGACUGGCAUCUGACGUUCCAAGUGGACCACACGCAUCUGCCAGGUUGGCCUUGGGAGCCUACCGGGGUGGGCACGGCUAUCAGCCGGCCCGGAGGGUCCAGCUCUGACAUGAGCUGUGUUAACAUCUCAAAGACCCCCCAGGUGUUCAGAAGGCAGUCAUCCCUCCCAGCGUUUAGAGUCCCGCCAGCCACAGGGACAGAUGGGGAACAGCAAGAGUCACCCAGAACAGGAGUUCUCCUCGCGGUUUCUCCCCGGGGAGCAGGCUGAGGUCAACAGGCUGUUCGAUGCUCUGUCGUCGGAGAAUCUUGGCUCCAGUACCUCGCACAGAUCCUUCUCUCUGCAGGCACUGAAGGCAAGGGGCCAUGUGGGGGACGCUCUUCCCCCAGAGAUGGUCACCAGACUGUUCGAGGGCAUGCAGAGGGUGGACGGCAGCAGGAAGGCGAAGGGGCCCAGUGAGCACAUCUCCCAGAAGCAGUUCACAGUGUCCAUGUCCCACCUGUUGAAAGGAACUGCCGAGGAGAAGAGUCUCGUGAUCCUGAACAUGAUUUCUGCCUCAGGAGGUCCUGUGAAAGCAAGAGAUGUCUACAAGUUUACAGAGGACCUGGUUGGCUCUGUGGUGCACGUGCUGAACUACAGACAGGAGCUGCGAGGCUGGAGUCAGAAGCCACCCCCAGGCUACCCGUCCAGGGUGCUGCUGCUGGCCGCCCAGCUGUGCUCCGAGAUGAAGCUUCAAGGUGGCGGGAAGCUUCUGGGGCCUCAGUGGCUGGACUGUGACUGUGACGAGGCUGUGCUGGAGGACUGGGUGUUCCGGGCCCACCAAGUGGCCACGUUUCUGAGCCUGAUCAUCCACCAGGGCUUCCUCCUCCUGUGCUCGACCCUCGAGCUGGCCGCCCUGGUCCCCGAGCGCCAGGUGGACCCGCAGCGGGAGUUUGCCAGCCUCCUGGACAUCCUGUCCGUCAUCUACAUCAACUCACACCUGCCCCAGGAGCGGCGGCUCCGCUGGCGCCUGCUCUUCGCGACUGAGCUCCACGGGAACAGCUUCGCCCAGCUCUGCGGGCGCAUCACACACAGGGGGCCCUGCCUGGUGCUGCUUGAGGACUGCGACGGCCACGUGUUUGGGGGCUUUGCCUCCUGCUCCUGGGAAGUCAAGCCUCAGUUUCAAGGGGAUGACAGAUGCUUCCUGUUCUCCGUCUCCCCCCGCAUGGCCGUGUAUACCUGCACGGGCUACAACGACCACUACAUGUACCUGAAUCAAGGGCGGAAGACCAUCCCCAACGGCCUGGGCAUGGGAGGACAGCACGGUUACUUUGGGCUGUGGAUCGAUGUCGAUUUCGGGAAAGGACACAGCAAGGCCAAGCCCAUGUGCACCACGUACGGCAGCCCUCAGCUGUCGGCCCAGGAGGACUUCCAGUUCCAGAAGUUGGAGGUGUGGGCGGUGGGAGACGCCCCAAAGGCAGAGCCGGCCAGGAACAGGAGCAUUCUGGACGUCGACCCUGAGGCCCGGGCCCUGCUGAAAGUCAGUGGGCGGGGCUGCCACAGCGAAGGGUUCCGGGAGGUCCCCGAUGAGCAGUGAGGAUGGGCUGGUGCGCUGGCGCGGCCACCCUGGAGCCGGAGCGCAGCCUGCCCACCCUCCCACAUCCCGCGGAGGCCUGACUUUGGUCCAGAGCGUGCGGUUCAUGUCCUGGCGGUGCCCAGUCCGCACAGAGUACAGUUCCUCUGUUGCCAUAUGUCCAUCGGUGGGGGUGUCUCCCCCCAGAAUCCCGAGCAUACAGCUAGCAACCUGAUCCUUAGACUUGGCUUGUUCCCUAGGGAUGAAAUCCAAAGAGGAUGCUGAGAUGUUGAGACUGGCCAGAACUGGCAUCUUUGGGGACUGGAGUUCUUGUAGUGGUGGUGGGGGGGGCGUGUUUCCACUCACUGGGGGUCACUGGGCCUCUGCUCAGGCCCCCCAGUUAAGAGCCUUGAGGCGCCGUUUCUUCUGGUCAAGGGAAUCCCCGUGCUUUGGGGAGUAGCUUCCUCUGAUAUGGAAUUUCUGUAUUUCUAAAAAAAAAAAGCGUUAGCAGUAUACUAACAGCGUAUAGCUGGAGAUUUUGAAGGUGACAGUGACCUGGGUCUUCAGUGAGGUUGGAUGUCAGCCUUUGUCAGCUGUUCUAAGUGGGUCUGUGCUCUAGAGCACAUGGGAAACCAGGAGGUGAGCCGAGAAGCAGAGUGGCGGUCCUGUUUCUGAUGUAGACGUGGGGACACUCAGGGCUGAGAGUCCUGCUGAUCCAGGCCUGUUGCAGGAGCUGGGGGCGAGUGCCUUGACAGGACCGGCCUGGGCUCCUGGCCUCCCAGCAUCACCUCUUGCUGCCCCCCAGGGGAUGGUGUUUAUCUUGGCCUUGUGGACUUGCCAUCAACAGUGACCCUGCCAUGCUAGCGGAGAUGUGAGUGGGCUGGGCCCUGUCCAGUCUAGCCCCGUCCCUUGGGGGUGGCCCAGAGAACCUCCUGACACGCUGAGCAUCGAGCUCAGGGGUGUUGCAGGCCCGGCCCUAAGACUUCUGCCCCUGUCCUCCCUGCUCCACGCUGUCCUGCUGCAGAUCUGACAAUAAAUGCUGCCUUAUUCUUGAGUCGGCCCCGAUUUUAAGCCAUAGUGACCAAGCUGUGUGCACUUGCGGGCUCUGCGUUUUCUACAGGAGGCUCAUGAGACCUGCUGCUGAGCCCUGAGCAGAAGGCCUUGCACAUGGGCCUUCACAAGGAAAUGCACACUCGCAACGGUGACACGCACACUCCGUCCUGACUGACUUUCCUUAUAAAAGGGCCAGUUUUAACAGCUUCUCAGGUGCUUCUGUGGCUGCCUAACUGAUGGGAGGCAGACACAGGAUGUUGCGAUCCUCAGAUAUCCGUACCAUGAUCUGAAGAAUUAGGCCCCGAGUCUUCAGUCUGUUACAGACUUUUUAUAAAAAUGCAGUGGAAUAAUACCUUGCUAAUAAAAGGUCCCUUCAAUACCAUUUACUGUCUGUGGCUGUCAGAGAGGCUGGAGGUGUUUCUGCGGCCUGUUUUCUGCUUCGUGUCUCUUCUCACAAGAGUGCAGGUCAUGCCCAGGGGCCUGAUGGUUUCCCAGGACAGCUCAGGUACAGGUUGGAAGCAGGUGCCCAGCCCAGGUGCUUGGUAACCCGGGGGAUGUGUGCCCUCGUGGAGGGCACGUGGGCGUGGGGCAGCCGUGGGACCCCCAUGAGCUGAGGGCCUGAGCACAUUGACUGGUGACCGGAGGAACCACACUUCUCCUGGGCCUGGGAAACCUGCAGUGCUAGUUUUAACACAUGAGGAAUUUGCUCUUUGAUAAAAAGGGGGAUUAAAAGUUCGGGUCGUAAGGGAGGCGGUCUCCCUCCCUUAUCAGGACACGGAUCAGGGUCCGUGAAGGUGCUGGAAGGAAGGGCUGAAAAGUGCUGUGUGUUAACUUUUUAACACACGGCUUUUAAACAGCAUAACUUUUAAAACAACUUUUCAAAGCAUGGCUGCUGUUAUCUUUUUUCCCACCAUAGUUAUUUUUUGGAAAUUUUUUUCUGUUGAAGGAAGUUUACUUUAAAUUCUCGACUGCUUUACAAUUUUCAAAAGUCUCUCACACGUGAUUUUGUAACCCCAUAAUUUUCCCCCACCCCCCUCUAUCACCCCUCUCCACUGGUAACCCCUAGUUUUUUCUCUGUAUUUGUGAGUCUGCUGCUUUUUUGUUUGAUUCAGUAGUUUAUUUCUUAGAUUUCAUGUAUAAGUGAUACCAGACCGUGUUUAUCUUUCUCUGACUUCAACUCAGCACAAUGCCCUGUAAGUCCAUCCAUGUUGCUGCAAAUGGCAGAACUUUAUGGUUUUUUUUAUGGCUGAGUAGUAUUCCAUUAUGCGCGCGCGCACACACACACACACACACACACACACAUCACAUCACAUCUUCUUUAUCCAUUCAUCUGUUGAUGGACCCACUAAAAAGAUUAGCUUAUGCAUACAUGGAAAAAAAGGUCAAAAUACAAAAGGGUGUAACUUGAAAGCUAAGUCUAACUCUUGUGCCCCUCCAGCCUUUUCUUCCCUAGAGGUGAAGUGUUACACACCCUGGUCUGUCCCUCACCUUUUUUUGGGUAGAAAUGGUUCUGUAUCUACCCCUUUGUUCUCCCCAACUGUGUGACGUCCCGUGAGAUGGAUGCCCCAUUCUUUCUGGCGUUCAACUAUCCCCGGCUGGGGAACGGUCUGUCUGUAACUAUUCGCCGCUGGAGUGAACAUCGUUUAUGCUCAUCUGUCUCUGGUUCCGUCUGGAGGCUGCACCUUUAGAAGCCAAGUUACUGGAUCAAAAGGUACAUGCUUUUUUAUUUAGAUAUUAAGAAACCAACACACCUCUUUCAAGCUCAGUUUAUACUUUUGAGACCCGGAGUGCCCAUUGGCCAUGUUGUCACCAACAACUGUAUUAAAAUUUAGUUUUUGUGUA